Molecule: messenger RNA, 357 nt
Organism: Nematocida homosporus
Lineage: Eukaryota; Fungi; Microsporidia
Product: transcription initiation factor TFIIA small subunit
Exons: 1
Coding region: 1-357 (118 amino acids)
Biological process (GO): RNA polymerase II preinitiation complex assembly; transcription initiation at RNA polymerase II promoter
Cellular component (GO): transcription factor TFIIA complex
Molecular function (GO): RNA polymerase II general transcription initiation factor activity; TBP-class protein binding
Source: RefSeq, a predicted model, not a curated record
AUGUACCAACUCUAUCGUGAAAGUAAUAUCGGCAAAGCAUUUCAAGACACAAUCGAAGAGAAGAUUAAUUCACAAAUAAUUACUCCUCAACAAGGAAAUGCUCUACUAGAGAUGUUUGAUAAUGCAGUUUAUUUAGUAUUCAAUCGGAAUGUUCAUAAUAAGAUGAGUUUUAAAGCUUCGAUUAUCAAUUAUAAGAACUUUGCCGAUGUUUGGACAUUUGUAGUUAAAAACUUUGUUAUGACUAUCAAUGAUGAGUUAGUUCGGGCCGAUCGAGUAAAGAUAGUAGCUUGUGAUGCUAAUAUCAAUGCUGAACGGACUACUCGGGGUAAGAAUGCUGAUAAAAAGAAGGCUUUCUAG